Molecule: messenger RNA, 2151 nt
Organism: Pundamilia nyererei
Lineage: Eukaryota; Metazoa; Chordata; Actinopteri; Cichliformes; Cichlidae
Gene: kcnn1b
Product: potassium intermediate/small conductance calcium-activated channel, subfamily N, member 1b
Exons: 9
Coding region: 170-1861 (563 amino acids)
Biological process (GO): potassium ion transport
Cellular component (GO): membrane
Molecular function (GO): small conductance calcium-activated potassium channel activity; calmodulin binding
Source: RefSeq, a predicted model, not a curated record
GAUCGCAGGCGAUCAAACAUCUGGAGAUCCGUCCACCAUCUUCAAGUGCCACCACCUCCCUCACAACUCCCUGACAAGCCAAAUAAAAAGAUCGUCUACACCAGUCGGCAACAAAAGUGUCACAUCUUUCUCCAUCAGUCAGUAUAGUUCCCUAGAGAUUCAAGAUUUAAUGGAUGAGAAAACAAGACAGCGACAAAGUCAGACAGUCUCUCAAGGGUCUAAAGUCUCCCUUCCUAAACACACUCCUCCGCCUCCCUUACAAAGCAGUGGCAUACUUAACGGGGAUGCAGUCCGACCCCUGAGCAGCCACGGCACUUUGAGAUCUAGUUUUUCAGAUCUUCCUUCAGGCCAGCAGCCAAUCCAGCUUCUUCACAGUGCCAUCCUGGAGGACGCCUUUUCCAAAGUCAUCCGAGAAGACUCCAGUAAGACCAACGGUGAGGAAGGUAGCACACCACCGAAGAAGACCAAGGACAUCAGCUACAGGCUGGGUCAGAGGAGAGCUCUGUUUGGGAAGCGCAAACAACUGAGCGACUACGCCUUGGUCUGUGGGAUGUUUGGCAUUAUUGUCAUGGUCAUCGAGACGGAGCUGUCAAGGGGAUUUUACACCAAGGAAUCCAUGUAUUCAUAUGUUCUAAAAGGCCUGAUCAGCCUUUCUACUGCUAUUCUGCUGGGACUCAUUGUGAUGUACCAUGCAAGGGAAAUCCAGCUCUUCAUGGUGGACAACGGGGCUGACGAUUGGAGGAUAGCAAUGACUUUUGAGCGACUUGUCUUCAUCGUGUUGGAGCUCCUCAUCUGUGCCAUUCAUCCAAUCCCAGGGAAAUACGUGUUCACCUGGACGACUCGACUGGCCUUCAGCUAUGCAGCAUCGGUGGCGUACGCCGACGUAGACAUCAUCCUCUCUGUGCCGAUGUUCCUUCGCCUCUACCUGAUUGGCCGGGUCAUGCUGCUGCACAGCAAGCUGUUCACAGACGCUUCCUCUCGCAGCAUCGGUGCGCUCAAUAAGAUCAACUUUGACACUCGUUUUGUCAUGAAGACCCUAAUGACCAUCUGUCCUGGCACAGUGCUGCUAGUCUUCAGUGUGUCCUGUUGGAUCAUUGCUGCGUGGACAGUGCGUGUUUGUGAAAGGUAUCACGAUGCACAGGAAGUAACCAGCACUUUCCUUGGAGCAAUGUGGCUCAUCUCCAUUACCUUCCUGUCCAUCGGCUAUGGGGACAUGGUCCCUCACACCUACUGUGGAAAAGGGGUUUGCCUGUUAACUGGAAUUAUGGGAGCAGGUUGUACAGCCUUAGUCGUGGCCGUUGUCGCAAGAAAAUCAGAACUCACCAGAGCUGAGAAACAUGUCCACAACUUUAUGAUGGAUACCCAAAUCUACAAAAAGAUCAAGAACACAGCAGCAAAUGUGUUGAGAGAGACAUGGCUCAUUUACAAAAACACAAAGCUGGUCAAGAAGAUUGACCAUGCCAGAGUACGCCACCAUCAGCGUAAAUUCUUGCAAGCCAUCCACCAACUGCGACGAGUGAAAAUGGAGCAAAGGAAAUUAACUGACCAGGCCAAUACAGUUGCUGAUCUUGCAAAGACUCAGAACAUGAUGUACGAUCUGGUAUCAGAGCUGCAGCAUCGAAGUGGUGAGCUGGACAGUAGGAUUGUGGCUCUGGAAGAGAAACUGGACUCCAUCCUUCAAUGUGUGCAGUCGCUGCCCGUUGUGCUUUCUCAAGCAAUAGCAAAGUUACAAAAGGAUUUCCUGGAUGACUUGGCUUGCCGUGUACACUUCCUAUCAUCCUCCCUGAGCUCUGAGUGCUGCUCAGUGCCGGCCAAGCAGCUUUGUCCAGGAUCCACUGCACCGGAGACACCAUACAACUGAAUGGCCGUUCCUCAGUGCUUUUACUUUUAGUGUGCAACCGUUUACAAUACUGGGAUGGACUUUCUCAACAUGAACUCUGCUACGUGUUUAUUGAGUCAUACACAUUCACUCCUGGGAGUUGCAGCUGCACCACCAGUGUAAGGGGAAGACCCUUUGUAAGGGGACUUUAGAGGAAAAGGAAAAACAUUAUUCCUUCAUUUCCUCUCCCAAGAGGGGGGACUGUGCAGAAGACAGAGAGAUGUUCAUGAACGAUUAAGAAGUGAAAAAAAGUUUUUAAAAAAAAUGCUCAU